AUGGACCCAGUGGAUGGAUUUGGAAAUCGUAGUUCUUUUGAGUUUGAGUUGACAAAUGUUCAUCAACUUCAAGGCAAAGUAUGCAGUCCACGAUUUGAAACGAUGCCAAAUAUUUUUUGGCAAUUGGGAUUUGUACUUGAAUCACCAAAUGAUCCCGAAUAUUGUGCAGUCUAUCUCCAUGCAAUUUGUAACAUGGAUGAAGUGGACGAGUAUGAUCCGUCUAGAAAUAAUUGUCUACCUGCUAGAAUGUAUUUGAAACGACCUGAUGGAUCGAUUAUCAAAGAAAUGACUACAUCUUCAAGAUUUAAAUUCAAAGCUGUCAAGAUUCGGAGAUUACGUAUGGCACAAUUUUGCAGACGUUCUAGACUUACCGAUAACCUUAUCAUCGGAGUUAGAUUGAAAAGUACACAACUUGGAAAUCAUUUUUUUAGAACAUUAUCAUUCCAUGAACCUGUUCCAAUUAAACCAAUUCCUGGAACUUUAAUAUCAGCUUGGAAAAAUGAAUUUCAAAAACCUGGAUCAGGUGAUGUUAAAAUUACGGUUCAAGGACAAACAAUUUUUGCAAGUAGUUCAAUUCUUGCAAAACGUUCAGAAUAUUUUCAAAGAAUGUUUAAUGGAUCAUGGUUAGAAUGUAACCAAUCUAUCGCUAAUGAACAGUACAUGAUUGAAGAUGAUGAUACUAUAUCAAGUGAUCGUAGAGGCUCAGAAGUUGAUGCAUCAUCAAAAAUGAUAAUUAAUCGGCAUUAUCAAUAUUCAGUUGAUAUUCCAGAUUUUGAUUAUCAAACCGCUGUUCAAAUGCUUUUAUUUCUUUAUACGGAUCAAGUGGAUAUUAAUAAUUGUCCAAAUAUUUGGAAUCUUUAUACAAUCGCUAAUAAAUAUCUAAUAACAGAUUUAGAGAUGGAAGCAAAAUUAAAGAUUCUUGAAGGAAUGAGUAUAAAUACUGCAGCAGAAAGUUUAUUUGGAAAUGCAUGGAAAUGGCCAGAUUUAAAGAAAAGAUUUUUGAGAUAUGUUGUUGAUAAUUUUUCACAAAUUAGGAAUAGUCUUGGUUACAAAAAUAUAGUAGCAAAUCGUUCGAAAUAUUCAAUGUUUCUUGAGUUGAAUAGCGAGAUCUUAUUGGCAUUUGUUCCCGAAACUGUUGAAUCUUGA
Molecule: messenger RNA, 1146 nt
Organism: Dentiscutata erythropus
Lineage: Eukaryota; Fungi; Glomeromycota; Glomeromycetes; Diversisporales; Gigasporaceae
Source: the annotation of a GenBank genome assembly